Monascus purpureus is the source of this 3797-nucleotide messenger RNA. NCBI's taxonomy places the organism in Eukaryota, Fungi, Ascomycota, Eurotiomycetes, Eurotiales, Aspergillaceae. The record is from the annotation of a GenBank genome assembly.
CUCUUUCGGUCUAUUGUUUUUGCCAUCUUCCGGCCGGCACCGUCUUUCAAAGCAUGCCAGCUUGACGCCUAUUACAAAGUCCUCCAGGGACUGCCCACUUCUUCUCCUGGCGGUCUCUCGUGCUAUUGUUUUUGAUCCUCCGGCCUGCCAGACCAAGAUGAAUUUCUUCUUUUCCAUGUCGUCAUGGACGCUGUCGCUCCUCCUGCUACUGAUCCCCAGGUCUACCACGGCGAAAUCGGCCGCGGACUACUAUGUACACUCGUUGCCCGGUGCCCCUGAAGAGCCACUUCUGAAGAUGCACGCUGGGUAAGUCCGUGAUCCUGCAUCCGGGUGCAGUAGUAACUGACACAUACAUGGCGCAGGCAUAUUGAAGUGGACUCGGGGCAUAACGGAAAUCUGUUCUUUUGGCAUUUCCAGAACCGUCACAUUGCCAACCGUCAACGGACUGUCAUCUGGCUAAAUGGAGGCCCAGGAUGUAGUUCUAUGGAUGGGGCGCUGAUGGAAGUCGGACCUUACAGGCUGAAGGAUAAUCACACACUCGUGUAUAAUGAAGGCUCCUGGGAUGAGUUCGCCAAUCUGCUCUUCGUUGAUCAGCCUGCCGGUACAGGCUUCAGUUACGUCAAUACGGACAGCUACCUUCACGAGUUGAACGAAAUGUCCGCGCAAUUUGUUAUCUUUCUAGAAAGGUGGUUUGAAGUAUUUCCGGAGUACGAGAAAGAUGACAUAUACAUUGCGGGCGAGUCGUACGCCGGUCAGCAUAUACCCUAUAUUGCUAAAGCCAUUCAGGAGCGCAACCAGGGUGUUCGUGAAGGCGGAAAACCGCGAUGGAACGUUCGGGGUCUUCUAAUCGGCAAUGGUUGGAUCUCGCCUGCUGAACAAUACGAGUCCUAUUUGCCCUUUGCUUACAAGGAAGGACUCGUUAGGGAGAAUAGUCAAAAUGCAAAGAAUAUCGAGAUGACACAGUCGGUCUGCUUUACCUUGUUGGGUACCCCAGGUGCGAAGGACAAGGUGGACCUUAAGGAGUGUGAGGACAUUCUUCGUGAUAUUCUGAAAUACACAAGGAAUUCGGACGAAGAAUGCUAUAACAUGUACGAUGUUCGUCUUCACGAUGAGUAUCCGUCCUGUGGAAUGAACUGGCCCAUGGACCUAGUGGACCUGAAACCCUAUCUCCGUCGUCCGGAUGUGGUUGAAGCCUUACACAUAGACCCGGACAAAAAGACCGGCUGGGAAGAGUGCUCGGGAGCUGUCAGUAGCGCAUUCACAGCGGAAAACUCGGUGCCGUCCGUUCAAUUACUCCCAGAUUUACUUGAAUCCGGGUUACCGAUUCUUCUUUUCAGUGGAGAUAAGGACCUCAUUUGCAACCAUAUUGGUACAGAGAAACUGAUCCACAAUAUGAAAUGGAGUGGUGGAACUGGCUUUGAAACUUCUCCUGGCGUUUGGGCUCCCCGGCAUGAUUGGACCUUUGAGGGUGAGCCAGCCGGUAUUUACCAAUCUGCGAGGAACCUCACAUAUGUUCUCUUGUACAAUGCUAGCCACAUGGUGCCUUACGACUUGCCCCGCCAAAGCCGGGACAUGCUCGAUCGCUUCAUGAAGGUUGAUAUAACCAACAUUGGUGGGACGCCUGCUGAUUCACGCAUUGAUGGCGAGAAAGUGCCUCAGACAGCCGUAGGCGGGCAUCCCAAUAGCACAGCCGCGGAGGAGCAAGAGAAGGAGAAGAUGAACGAGGCUAAAUGGCAGGCGUACGCCAAGUCUGGCGAGGCCGUACUUGUCGUCGUGAUCAUCGGUGUAUCCGUCUGGGGAUUCUUCAUAUGGCGCAGUCGCAGACGUCAUCGCGCUUAUGGACUCUCUAAUGGCUCCGUUUUGGACCGUUUCUACGGCAAACGCUCUGGAACUUCGGACGUCGAGGCUGCAGAUUUCGAUGAAUCUGAACUCGAGCGGCUGAACUCCAUAGACGGCAACCAUGAACGUGAACACUUCGCAGUGGGCAUUGACAGCGACGAAGAACAAGAUCAUCGUCAUACUCCAAUGACAAGUCCCGAACAAGAGGAACAGUUGGUACCGGGAUCCGGUGAAGAACGUCGCUCAUGAGAGUCUUCCUUUCUUCUUUUCAUUGACAUAUAGAAUGGAUUUUUAGUUUGGUCUUCCGCCUCUGUAUAUAAGACUUGUUGAGUCAAAUGGAUUACGUUUCACCGCGUCUGUUUCAAUUGUAACUUUUCCUCUAUCUAUCCGGAAGAUAUUUCAUUGCAUUUGCAUUUGCAGCUUUCCUGGCCAAAUACUCGACAAUAUGCCACCUAAAAGAUGCAUUACGAUACCAGGUAUCACCAGAAAUGGUUUUACCUUGCAUGGCCAAUACCCCAAACUUUGACGCUUCCAUCGUCGCCUGUCGUGACUAGAACCUCCUCCUCUUUAUCUUGCCGUCGACCGCGAUCAGCACGCUUCGCCCACGCGACGUGGUUAAUUUCAUAAACACCAUGCGCACCUUGCAGGGAAGCAAUGAUUGACCAUUUAGUCCGCUGUGCGGGAGAGUCCAUUUCCAUAGCUUCUGCUUCUACCCCGGCUUCUUCGUCUUCUUGCGUUGCUUCUUCCUGAUCAUUCCUAGAAGAGAUAGUGGUUGUAGGCAUAAAUUGUUCUUCAUAUACAACAAUCCUCCCGUCUGCACCGACAGAGGCGACGAGACCGGUUCGCUUGCUCCAUGCAACAGUGUAGAUGGAAAGAUCAUGUACUCGAGGUAAAAUGGCUUCCUCCUCCCAAGACUCUUCUAUCCCAGUAGGACGAAUGAUGCUUGGCAUGUUGGAAGUGUUGUAGCGCUGUUGAUCCUUUGGUUGUCGUCUCCAAACGCGAAUUGUGCGGUCGUCGGAACUCGAGAUGAGUCGAGGUCCCGAGACGGCAUUCUGUUCUUUCCAUCGAGAAACAGCCGGAGAAGUGCUUCCGUUGGAUAGUCCAGGUAAUGAAGAGGAUGGAACAUUAUCCACGGCUUCCCAGUCGACAGACCACACCGUUCCCUCAUGUCCUUUAAUACAAGCUACUUGGGUCCAAUCGUCGAUAUCCUCUCUCCAUAGUCGUAUUGUGUCAUCGUAGCUGCCGCUUGCCAAGCACUCCUCGACCGGAUGCCAUGCUACGCAUUUGACAUCGCCUCCAUGCUCCUGCAUAACGGCCACGGUCUCGAAGUUGUUAUCUCCAUCAUCAAGGUCCUCCCAGAUCCAUAUCGACUUGUCCCGGGAGCAGGUAGCUAGUAACAUGCCCGACGGCGACCACGACACUGAUUUUACUUCGCUGUCAUGUCCAUCUAGCAGGACUGCAAACCGCCAUUCUUCCUCGUCGUCGUCCCUGUCAUAACCUCUGUCUGGGAGAGAGGAAUCCGCAUCCCUGACCUCGUUUGCAGAUCCGUCGAUAUCCCAUGUACCAUCCGCGGAGUCGCCGCUUCCAUAAUUAUCCCAUCGUCUCCAGAUACCUACUGUCGCGUCGAAGCUACCCGUGGCAAGAACACUCUCACCUUGUACAUGUGGUUUCCAGGCACAUGUUCUCACACUGCGUUUGUGGCCCCCGGAAACAGUCGAGAGAAGCCUGAAGUUGGUCAACGAAUAUAUCCGGACAGUUUUGUCAGAGCUGCAUGCCGCGACGAUUGGGAUUCUUGGGUGUGGUGCUGUUAACCAUGUCCGUUCGAUGGAAGGGGGUGUCAAGUCUGAUAGGAAAAAUAUGCCGGCCGUCUUUGCCGCCAUCAUGAGUAGUAUAAGUCGCCUAUCCCUUUUAUUUCUUUGAUAUCUCUGUCUUUUCCUCCCUUCUCUCCUUUUUUUUUU